This is a messenger RNA of Pocillopora damicornis (cauliflower coral), 3187 nucleotides long. RefSeq names its product adhesion G protein-coupled receptor D1. NCBI's taxonomy places the organism in Eukaryota, Metazoa, Cnidaria, Anthozoa, Scleractinia, Pocilloporidae. Gene Ontology annotation, cellular component: extracellular region; plasma membrane. Gene Ontology annotation, molecular function: chitin binding; G protein-coupled receptor activity. Gene Ontology annotation, biological process: G protein-coupled receptor signaling pathway; cell surface receptor signaling pathway. The record is from RefSeq and is a predicted model, not a curated record.
CACCCAGUCAUGUCUUUAGUAACGCUUUGGUAACAAUGCCAACCAAGGGAUUGUACAACCAAAAAUCAGGGCCUAAUAUGGGAAAGGCUAGAAAGGGUUUGUGCGAAAGUGUUGAGUGACAAAGCAUAAGUUGGUUUCGCCGACUUUGAUUACGAUUAAACGUUCUAGAAGCUGAUAAUGACAGUCACGAUAACGGCUGAUAAACAAAAGGCUUAAAAGCUUUAAUUUAAAGUUAUUGUUAGAUGUAAGAACUUGGUCGAACAGAAGACAUGUGUUAAUCCGGUAUAACUUAUUUCCUUAUGAUGUAAAUUACUCUAAAGUAAGCCGACUCGACAUUUGCUGAUUGUGGUCAAAUCAGCCCAACAGCUUUCAGACAGACAGAAAGCGGUUUCAGUUUCCGCACACUGUUGUGACCACAGGUUGUUUAUAACAUCUCGAGUUUCCCAGGAGCAUUGCCAACAUUAUCCUCAAGAAUUUGAGUCAGGGGAAGUGUAUGCCUUUUCGAAAAACGCCGCUGUACUUGCUUCAUUGUGAGCUACUCCGAAGCUUUUCCCUACAGCUAUGUCGAAACUGACUGGCACUGUUUUAUUUCUAAUUGAGGUUUUCAUUCUUUAUGGAAAUGGGAAGAACACAGUAGACAGCUUCACGUGCUCAAUCACAGGCUAUUUCCCCGAUCCAAAUGACUGUGCAAAGUUUUAUAGCUGUCAGUUAACUGGCAGUGAGGCGUAUUUAAUGCCAUGCCCAUCGCGUAGCCCUAUUUACAAUCCAGUGGAUAAAAGAUGCAUGAAUAUUACAAAUAGAGCUCAAAUCGCUUCACUUUGUCGCAGUUCAAUCACUCCUACUCCUAGGAUAUCCACGAGCGUCAGGAGCCCGAAGCCUAGUGGAAUUUUACCUUCCUCGUCAAUCAGUGUUACCCACAGCCGAUAUACAACGACACCACGACAAUUAGUGACUACAUCUUCAUUUUCAGAUCCAAAAAAUUCUCACCCAACCGUUGAACCAAUAAAAACGAAACAUUGUAUAUCGGUGGCCUUGGAGGAAAAGUUUAAGUGUUUCGAGAACGAAGCUGGACAGCUCAAGGAAAGCAUGGCGAGAAAUAAAACUGCUUCGAUACUAGAUAUUUUACAGACAACGGCUGAGGAUGCCGACGACGUGCUUGAGAGCUUGACUUUUCCAAGGAACGGUUCUUCUUAUCUUAACGCUUUUAAGAUCGUAUCAAUUUUAGAAGACCUGUGGAAGGAGGCCCAAAAACGUCUGGCGAAUAGCAGCGAAAUCAUACGAAUAUUUACCAAGAGUUUUUUGUUUGAAAGUGCGAACAUAAACGGGGAAUACAGAUUUCCACAAGAAUCUCUUCUGUAUCUUCAAAAGCAGAUGCAUUGGGAUGAACUCACUGACCAGAUACAAUUACCCAGGAAACUGCUUUCUGAAGGCAAAUAUCCGUGUCGUUCUGUUGGUGCUCUGUAUUCAAGACUACAUGCCAUUGUGCCAGUACGAUUGAGCGACACCAAUGAAACUCUAAGGCUGAAUAGCCACGUGAUAUCCAUGUCGCUAUGUGUGCCGGUAAAGCACAAGUACCAAAGGAAUAUUCUCAUCACACUGAAACAUCUUAAGGCUCUUGACGAAAAUGAGUAUACAUAUUGCGCUUUCUGGAAUUUUUCAAAACACACAAUUCAAGGGAGAGGAGCUUGGUCACGUGACGGUUGUCACGUGAUUACAGAGAGGUCCAACAGGACACACACUGUGUGCGCCUGUGGUCAUCUCACCAACUUUGCUGUUCUUAUGGGAUCUGGAGAGUAUUCGGUGCCAAAAGCUGACAAAUUUGCUUUGGGUAUCAUUACAUACGUUGGUUGCAUUUUAUCCUUAUUUGGAGCUGUUGGUGCUAUUACGUCGUUUGCUGUUUUCACUCAGCUGAACACAGACCGUCACAUCAUUCAUGGGAACUUGCUGGUGUCCAUUGCCAUUUCCCAAACCAUAUUUUUGUUUGGAAUAGAGCAGACAGAAAACGAGUUACAGUGUAAAUUCACGGCGAUCAUGCUUCAUUAUUUCUACUUGGUAUCAUUCGGUUGGAUGCUUUGCGAGGGACUUCAUCUUUACACCAUGGUGGUGAAGGUCUUCAACUUGUCUUCUAAAAUUUAUCACUACAUUGUGUUAGCUUGGGGGAUUCCAGCUUUGCUUGUUCUCGUAACAGCUGCUUGUAUGUACUCCGACUAUGGCACAAAAACAAGUUGCUGGAUUUCGCCCGAAAGAAACACUUUGUUGGCGUUUAUCAUUCCUGUAGCUGUUACCACUUUGGCGAACAUUGUGAUCCUGGGUUUGGUUUUGCAUGAGAUUUGUCGCCUUCACACGACGGGACGAACUUGCAUGAGCGAUGUCGUUCGAUCUACUCUCAAGUCAUUAGUGGUACUUUUUCCUCUUCUUGGAGUUACUUGGUUAUUUGGACUGCUGGUGUUUGCUACUCAUAGUGUUGCAUUCCAGUAUCUAUUCGCUCUGUCUAAUACCAUGCAGGGCUUUUUCAUUUUUCUCCUUCACUCUUUGUUUAAUUCGGAGAUUCGGAAGAACUUCAAACGUAAGAAAGAGACGUGGAAGGCAAUAAAAGCCAUCCGCUUUAUCCGUAAACGACUAUCGGGUUCCUCAGUUGUAACACCUUUAGGACGUCAGAGCUCCCUCUCAGAGAAAGCUUCUACAUUCAAGCCUUCUUCAGCUGAGUGAUAACAUGCCAUAAUGACACCCAUAUUCACAACUGAUGUACACGCCCAUUGUGACAUCAAGGUGUGCUCACUGAUGCUUACAUUGGCCAUGAGGUGAUAAAGAGUACCAAGAAAGGAAUGCCAUAGAUGUGUUCUUUGGAGGGAGUGCAACUGCAUCGAAAAUAUGUCCACUUCGAAUACUUACAGAAAGUUUCAAAACCGGUUUUCUGAAAGUCACAAUUGACGGGAGGUACAUUUUAGACAAUCAGUGAUUCGUAGUAAAGGGAGACCCUCGUAGGACUUCCGGAAUCAAAUAAGCAGUAUUUAGUCUAAAGGUUACUGACAAGGUUCAUGAUAUAGCUUGGUAGUGUGUGUAAAGAAAUGGAGAAAAGAGUUGUCAUAAUGAAUACUUUUAAGAUACUUUUUAACCCUAAGCAUCAUGGAUGCUUCUUGUACUCAGUUUUCUUGUGACGCAUAGUUAAAACAUCAGUUUAUAGUGU